Messenger RNA from Myxocyprinus asiaticus (Chinese sucker), 729 nucleotides. It is a transcript of the gene tlcd5b, whose product is annotated as TLC domain containing 5b. The coding region runs from base 1 to 729 and encodes 242 amino acids. The transcript is spliced from 2 exons. The record is from RefSeq and is a predicted model, not a curated record. Lineage: Eukaryota; Metazoa; Chordata; Actinopteri; Cypriniformes; Catostomidae. Gene Ontology annotation, cellular component: membrane.
AUGCCCUUAUUCAUUGUGGAGACGAGUUGCAGCCUGAUUGGCUGGUUCUUUCUGUAUGUGUUGCUGUGUCAUUUGAAUGGUGAAAGAGAUAAUGAGUGGAAUUGCAGACUGGUAACUCUGAUGCAUGGCAUCCUGAUAGUCUGUGUGACUGCCUAUAUUGGGUUUAUUGCUGGACCAUGGCCUUUCACACACCCAGGCACUGAAAACACAUCACACCAGAUCCUGGCUCUGGUGCUCAGCCUGGGAUACUUCCUCUUUGACAUGGCUUGGUGUGUGUACUUCCGGACAGAGGGUCCGGUGAUGCUGGCCCACCACACCAUGAGCAUCCUUGGGAUCCUGCUUGCUCUGGGACUGGGUGAGUCGGGCAUCGAGACCUGUGCCGUUCUCUUCGGCAGCGAGAUUACCAACCCGCUCUUGCAGGCUCGCUGGUUCCUGAAGCGUAUGGGCUGCUAUGACAGUUUGGCUGGAGACGUGGUGGACCUGCUCUUCAUUGUCCUAUUUGCUUCUGUGAGGAUCGGUGUUGGGAGCAGAAUGCUGUACUGUGAGUUAACCUCUCCAAAGCCAUCACUAAUCGUAAAAGUAGGUGGGGUGGCUAUUUACUCCCUCUCGUGGAUCUUCAUGGUAGACAUUGCACGCUUUGCCUGCCGGAAAACUCAAACCAAAUACAGGCGAUGGACAGAACAAUUCAAACUGGAUGAUGUCAGAGGACGUGCUGCUAAAGUGCAAUAG